Molecule: messenger RNA, 504 nt
Organism: Brassica napus (rape)
Lineage: Eukaryota; Viridiplantae; Streptophyta; Magnoliopsida; Brassicales; Brassicaceae
Product: agamous-like MADS-box protein AGL15
Exons: 6
Coding region: 1-504 (167 amino acids)
Biological process (GO): regulation of DNA-templated transcription
Cellular component (GO): nucleus
Molecular function (GO): DNA-binding transcription factor activity
Source: RefSeq, a predicted model, not a curated record
AUGGGAGAUGGUAAGGUUAAUUCGAUUCUCCGUCUGCAGUCAUUGUCUUCUCCAAGUCUGGCAAGCUCUUCGAGUUCUCAAGUACUAGGUGGUAAUUCAAUGCUUCAAGAGAAACACUUACAGCUUCAGGGUAAGCGUUUGAGUAUUCUGAGCUUGAAAGAGCUGCAACACCUUGAGAAGCAGCUAGAUGUCGCAUUAAUAUAUGUGAGAGAGCGAAAGGAACUAAUGUUGACUAAACAGCUUGAAGAAUCACGCCUGAAGCUUCUAUGGUCACUUCAUGAACAGCGAGCAGAGCUAGAAAACGAAACCUUACAUAGACAGGUACAAGAACUGAGGAGUUUUCUCCCGUCGAUCAACCAACACUAUGCUCCAUCCUACAUCAGAUGCUUCGCUAUAGAUUCCAAGACCUCACUUUUAAACAACACUUGUUUGGGAGACAUUAACUGCAGCCUCCAGAACACCAACUCAGACACAACUUUGCAACUAGGGUAUGUACUCUUUUAA